AACAAUGUUGCGAUCUUCAAUGAACUAUUGCACGCAAUGCGUCAGCGAAUCCAGCCAUGGUCCAGCAGACAAGAUUUGAAUGUCGAGAUCUCUGACGAAUUUGUGUUGGUGAAGAUGUCACCGAAUCCGGACUUAUGCCUGCUUGAAGUGAUCAAAUAUUGUCCCGGAAAGUUGACAAACGAUCGUAAUAACUUACUUCUGCUAAUGAAGGUCUUAGUGGCCAUCUCUCUACUACACCAACGACGGUUACCACAUCUUGGACUUACCCUUGACAAUAUCUUUAUUGGGGAGAAUUAUGAAUGUUCGAUUGGUGUUCCGGACCUUACACUUUUGUCCAAGCAUCCUGUCGGGGAUUAUGAAUCAAAUUCGGCUCUCGAAGAACAGCAGACAGAUCUAGGAAAACAACAGAAUGAACUCGGUUACAUGGCCAAGCUUUGGUGUAUCAGAAAGAUAACCAACUUUGAUUAUCUCAUGUUCUUGAAUCGCCUGGCGGGAAGGAAACUUGGGGAUCCAAGCAACAGCGCAGUCUUGCCAUGGGUAACCAGUUUUUCUUCCCCUGAAGGUGAAUUGCGUGAUUUGACAAAAUCCAAAUAUCAUCUUGCCAAGGGCGAAGAUCAGCUCAACGCGAAUUUCAAGGCGCAUUGGACUGAAAUUAGUAGUCUAGGACCUCUGUGCUCCACAAGUUCCGAAUCACUAGUGGAUGCAGGAAUCAGCCACUUGUGGGAAGUCUUGGAUUGCACACAGGAUAACCCGUUAUCGAACAAGGCAGGUCGCGGGACUGUGCAGUCAGCCGACCUAAUGGCCCUGCAACCCGUCCGGUUAUCUAAUCCUUCGGGUGAAUGUCAGCCAAGAACAGAUUCACGACCAACUGACGAAACACCGAAACAUCUGUUAUUCCAGCCUCACCAUUUGCUUGAUAUGAUGCCCAAUUUGGCUUACUACACAUACACGGCCCGUCGCACUCCCAAACAGACCCUCAUGCAGUAUGUGCGUCCUAUAUACCAACCGCACGAGUUCCCUUCCACUAUGGCUCGUUUGUACGAAAGCACACCAGAAGAAUGCAUUCCGGAGUUUUUCACAGAUCCUACCGUGUUCAAGUCUAUUCACCCAGAUAUGCCUGAUCUCGCUGUUCCUGCAUGGUGUUCCACUCCUGAAGACUUCAUUGCUUAUCAUCGUUCUGUUUUAGAAAGUGAAGCUGUUUCUUCCAUGCUUCAUCACUGGAUCGAUCUUACAUUCGGGUAUAAGCUCAUCGGAGAGGCUGCUGUUGCGGCAAAAAAUGUGCACCUGGAAAUGGCAGGAUCCCAAACCACUUUUCGACGAUCAGGAGUCACAUGUCUUUUCCGUACUCCACACCCCCAUAGACUACCCCUUACACUCAUUGACCGAUACUUUGGCCCCACAUGUCCUUUCUUGGAUCGUUCAAAAUCCCUCACAGAAUCCCAAGAUCACAACCCACCUUACCAACCAGAUACCCAGAAACCCCUCAACUCAAUGAGUGAGGCUACCUUUGAGCCGGCGAUUCACAACGAUUACUGCCCACAGUUGCAUCUUCCCAGUGAAUAUAAUCCAUUGGCCAUGAUCGAGAUGUAUGAAGAGUUGUGUCGAUUUUUGGCGACUGAAACCCCUCUACCCCUCACACUAGAGUUACCAAAAAAGCCAGCAAAACACAAACGGUCAGUAUCUCUCAGGUCUCUGCUCAACUUCGACGUGGAAGCCAUUGGAUGUCUAACCGUUGAGUUGUUUACUCAUUUGAUGGUAAAUUACAGUGAAGCUCAACGAUGGACACAUACCCAACGCCUUCAAAUGGCGCGGUCAAAUGCGCGACGCUAUUGGGACAGAAUUCCAAGCUGCCUACAUAAUGCACUUCGGAUGAUCCUGGAUCCAUUCGAUGAAUUAGGGAGCCUAAAUACCUUUCAGAGACGCUUCCUACCAACCGCUCGUCAGCUGCUGCUCGUCGUAUUUGAGUUUCCGCCAUAUAUGUACGAUGUUUGCACUGUACAACAGUGGCUCACCGAUCUUGCAUCUAGCUGUGAAUCAGCCUUACCCCGCAGAUUCAGUCGGCUAUGGGGACCCAUAUGUGCCGCCUUCUUCCUCCCAUCCGAUCAAGACAAUCUUCCUUCUGUUUACUCCUAUCAUGUGCCACCGGAGGUUCUGGACCUACUCAACCCUCACCUACAGAAAGCUGUUCAAGCCUGUCCUUGGUGGUUGUAUGGUUUGUUGCAGUCUGACCGACUGUUACGAUUCUACACAGCAGUUGGCGGACUAAAGGCCGUCGAUAAAUAUUUGCUGCCCCUCAUUAUGGAUUUGUACAAGCCCGAGAUUAUGAAAGAUCUGGCUCGGCGAUAUACAUCACAACAUCCGGUUUCCGUACUGUGCUCGCGGCGUGUACUUCAGUGCUUACUUACUCACAUGACUCCGACUUCUUUCCUGUCUCACCUGCCCGCAUGUUUGGUGAUGGGGAUGUUGUGGGCCACAAAUAUCACAAAUACUGCCAGUCCAGUUUUGGAGGAACAGCUCAACGUUUGCUUUGAACAGCGAAGUUCAGAUCCUAUCAGUGUAUCCCUCAAAUACAAUAGGGACUUUCGUUCCACAGAACGAAUGAUUGAGGACUCCUCCCCAUCACUGUCUUCACUGGACUACCCACCGCACACAUUUCGCCCAUCCAAUUUGCCCGGUGACGUAGACGAAAUCGGGUUGGAUUUACGAAGUUUGGAAGCCGACUGUGAGUUGCUCGAAUUGUUUCAAGGUCCCACUGAAAGUGAACACUGCCCACCGCCCUCACUGAAUGGUCCACACAGCUCCAGGAAUAUCCAGUCAGUCGCCGGAGCGGAUGUGAAGCCGAGCACGGAAUGUCGCAAAACAUCAGUUCAUAAAGAUUGGCAGUCGCUGACGGAUCUUGAGCCUCCAGUGACAAUAGGAAUGGCAGAGAACGACGUCGGAAGUCUACCCCCGUCCACAUUAGACAAUGUUCACACCUCAUCCACAGGCGCCGAUCUGGCUACUUCUGUAAAAUCACGCAACAGUUUCGUUCCACCAGUUGCUGUUGCGACUGGCAGUGUCAUUUGGCUGGCCAGACGCAUCGGACCAAUAUUGACUGCCAGGCAUGUUGUCCCUCACCUGCUUGCGGCUAUUGCUGUUGCUUACUCGGAGAGCAAUAUCGUCCGCAUACUCACCGCCUGUAAGCGAACGUCCCUGGAGCAUUCGACCCUCGAGGUUUCGAAGGCAGACACGAGAAUUUCAAGUGGCAAAUCACUAACAAAGCUGGACAGGGUUGGUGAGGGAGGGAAGCUUUGUCUGGACAUAGUGAACUCCGGCGGUGAGCAGUUAAUGGCUACUGUAACCCCUGUGACAUCCGCUCCAGCGCAGCCAGGUGCUUCUGGCAAAAGUCAUCUUCCUAUGUCAGUUCAAGUUACGAAUCGCCCACUUAUGGGUGAUAGCGUUGCAGCCGCAAGCCUACGCUGUCUAGAGAACUUGGUCCACGUGUACGGCGUCUGUCUGGCAUUGCACGUCUAUAUACCCUACGCACAACGCACCGUCAAUACCGUUCUUGCAACUGUUGGUUCACCUGCAUGGAAGGCUCCUGAGGACGAACAACCAAGCGUGGCAAAUCCGUGCUCUAGUGUACCGCCAUCGAGAUGGAAUGUGCGCACUUUGGGCGAGCUAGUUGCAUCGCUGACGCUGUUGCAUCAAUUCCUCGCGUACAUUCCGGACUUGACAUUGUCAGACUACUUGAGAGAUUCAACGCUACAAGACAUACUGCACAAGUCUAUUAGAAUAUCUGGUCGUCUGGAUAGCCCGUUUCCUUGCGGUUCUGUCGGUCGGUUGGCGGUUUUGUAUCGAGUUAUCGAUUGCAUUUACGUUGUGGGGAUGCGGGUCGGUUUUGAAAUGACAAGGACACACAUGACCUCAUUAUUUCAAGUGUUCUUCGCACUAUUUGAUCGGGUCGCAGCAUUGAACGAACAAGAAAAGACUCGGAUGCCCUCCAGAGAAACCACUAUCGAGCAAUCGAACAACGAGUCCUCCUGCACCACUGGCGACUUUGAAAGUAUCGGUGAUACCGGGACCGAUCAGUUCCCUUCUGCACCAUCAAACGAUCUUCCACCCAAACUGAAUCCAGACGUACUGAUGGAGCUCUGUGCAACCUUCACAAAUGAUCUAGCUCGUCUAGCUUACAUUCCGUUUUGUUGUCUUGCGGGCGGUGCUUUCGUUGACACAUGCAUAUACAAUACUGGUUGGAUCCAGGAGCUAGUUCGUUCACAACCUGUCAGCCAACAGCACGGCUCUGCGCACCAGCUGUUAUUAGCCACACAGCCCCCUCUUCAGGAUGGUCCAGUUAACCCAGGAAACACAACUCCGCCAAUUCAACAGGCGGCUAAUGUAAUACAAGAUCUCAACCUGUUGGCUGGUUCUGUUUUUCACGGCGAUGCUGCAUACCGUUUGCGUGGCUCAUGGUCCGAUGUCUUUCAACAGAUAACGCACGAUGAAGACGCUUUACGAUGCGGCUCUGUUCAUUAUCACGGUUUUCGACUCGCAUCUUUCGCAGGUCACAAUGGUCGUAUCAAUUCUAUCGAUCUCAUGAGCAUGGAAAACGGCUUUGUGACGGCAUCGCAAGACCGCACUGUACAACUUUGGUCCCUGUCCGAUUCAUAUAGUACUGCUCAUCCUUCAGCGAGAUCGCCCCUGACUAACGCCCCGGGUGCAUUUAAAUCACUUUCCUCUGCUACCGCCUUUACAGGUGGUACCUCAGGCUUGCAAGGGUUUCUCACCCAGACUAGCAGUGGCCGCGACACACCAAAUGACCAAACCAAUACUCCUAUGGUCCCAGUGGCUGCACGUUUAGUCUACCGUGGACACAAAAGGCCUGUCUUCAAGGCCGUUUAUUUGGAUAACUAUCGACUGAUGGCUUCGUGUGAUGGUCACCUAAUUCUGUGGGAUCCGUGGACAGGGCAAAAGGUACGGGGAAUUUCGGGUGGGCAUUCGUCUCAUCUGAGCGCACUCACUCGCUGCUGUCGCCCACAUGGUGCUCUGUUCUGUGCAGAGGUAAACGGUACCGUUCGUAUGAUCGAUCCACGAACGCCUCACUCCUCGCAGAUGUCUAAUCCACUCCAAUUUUUCAGUGGUUCCUUCCUUGCAGGCCUUAGGAAGGACCAUUCUCGAGUUCCCACCACAUAUAUUCCAAGUGAACAAAGUUCUUCAUCUGAUCUAGUUACUCCGCGUCUUGCUGCGCUGACGGCUGCUCUUCGUGGUCCAACAAACUUCCUUUCUAGCCAGACACCCUCCAAUCCAACCGUACUUCCACCUCCCUCGAAUGCUGGUACACUGACACGUCUAGCUGUUUGUGAUGGAGCUAAUGUGCUUCUUUGCGGUUUCACAUCGGGUUUCCUGACCGCUGUGGACCUAAGACAGUUCCAAGUUAUUCAGGCAUGGCAAGCACAUAGCGAUGCGAUCGUACAGCUUGGAUGCACAACGACUGAUUGGUUCGUUUCGAGUGGAGACCGUAGUCUUGCAUUUUGGCAUAUGAAUUCCGAUCUACAUAUUGAUUGCAUUCGAACCCUAGACCACGUUUUUGCCCGCUGUUCGACUACUACACCUGAGGAAAAUGCCACUAACUCUGGAGUAGCAGAGUCUAGUGCCGCCUUUCCUGUGGGUAUCAGUUCUGUCAGCCAAUUUGCUUGUUGCAAGGACGAACUGCUUGUUUGCGGACCGACUUUCGCUCCCACCGCCAGUGUAUCCGGUCUGGCGCCCAGUCCGAACGAACUCUACCCUCGACAAGCAUCAAACUACAGCACUGCAUCCACAACCGUAGGUGUCGAUCUGCUGGGUGUUUACCGCCCCGCUACACAAGGACACUUUUCGUACCAACCACUUGGUCGGAUUCCUUCACAUCUCCUUCGUGGACGUGUCACAACGCUUUCUAGUCUGUCCUUAUCCGGUCUCUUCUUAGUGGGCAGUCACACUGGUGCACACUACCUGAACAGCCAUCAUCAUGCCAACCAGUCUCUCUUUGUUUUCCAUGGUCUGCCCCGUUCUGCGCAACCAUUGCCUCACUGUCCGUCAAACAUACACAAAUUUGAUAAAUACACUCAUUUGCAAAUCAAUUUGGUUUGCACGAGAGACUCAACUGAAUCUCUCGUUUAUGAUGUUCCACAACUGAAUAUGCUGCACACAGGCCGCAUCAUGUUUCAGUUGGUACGAUAUUCCAGAUAUCGCAGCAUAUUUUCAUGA
Messenger RNA from Opisthorchis viverrini, 6225 nucleotides. RefSeq lists its product as hypothetical. The record is from RefSeq and is a predicted model, not a curated record. Lineage: Eukaryota; Metazoa; Platyhelminthes; Trematoda; Opisthorchiida; Opisthorchiidae. Bases 37 to 6225 code for a protein of 2062 amino acids. Gene Ontology annotation, molecular function: protein binding; phosphatidylinositol 3-kinase regulator activity. Gene Ontology annotation, cellular component: mitochondrion. Gene Ontology annotation, biological process: aggrephagy. The transcript is spliced from 24 exons.